AUGCCAGCCUCUCAACUCGACCUGCCUCCUUGGAUCCCUCCCAAGCCCACGACGGCUACAGGUAAGCUGUGUGCUGCGGCAAUCAAUCGCUACACUUCGAGCCCUUCUGACCAGUGACUUGCUCUGUUCACCGCCUGCAGACCUCGAGUGGGCGCCGCUGAACACGCUUGACCUCUCGCUCAUCAAGGGUGAUAAUUACGACGAGAUUCCCACAUCGCUCGUCCAGAACGUCGGAGAGAGCUUCAACAGGGAUGGGUUCAUGUAUGCAGAGAACCAUGGCUGGAGCCACGAUCAGGUGUUGAGGCAGUUUGCCAUUGGACAAGCUGCUUUCAACAUCGUUUCGGACGAGGACAAGGUCAAGUACAAGGCUGAUAUGAUCAACAAGGGCUCCUUUGUCGGCUUCAAGCCCGCUGGUCACUGGAAGUCUGGCGAUGCGGCAGUCGCUGACAGGAUCGAGGUGAGCUUCGCGUCGGCUCGACUGAUUGUCGUGGCAGGAGAAAUGAUGAGCGGUCGCAAGAGCUGACCCUCAAUCGCUGCGCCCUAUGCAGCAACUCAACUUUGGCACCCAAUCAUUUUCUCAAGAGGCUAGGCAGAGGCUGUACCCUCAGUCCAUUCAGCACUUGAUUCCCGAGAUCGAUGACUUCAACCACGUGAGUGUGACGUGCGCGACUGGUACGCAGUCUUCAUCUACACCUUGGGCUCAGCUGACCCGGCUUUCUUGUUACAGUUCAACCACGAUGUCGUGCUGCGCAAGGUCCUCAACGUGCUGUCGCUGGUGCUCAAGCUGCCCGUUGACACGCUUUGGAAUUUGUCGAACGACGCGUCUCAAGGUCUUGACCUGUUGCGAUACGCCCUCUACCACACCCCUGAGGAGAAGGACGACAAAGCUCUUGGUGGAGUUCGCCUACAGGGUCACACCGACUUUAACAGCGUCUCCAUCUUGUGGUCACAACCUAUCACGUCCCUGGAAGUGCUCAUGCCAGACAACCAGUGGCGUCUCGUCAAGCAUCGUGACAACGCAGUGAGUCGCUCACUCCAUCGCAGUCUCUUCGACGCUCUGCUUGCUGACCAGCGCAUUUCGUUCUCAUACGUCGUUCCAGAUCGUGUUGAAUUUGGGUGACGCUAUGCAAUUCUUGUCCGGAGGCUUCCUGAAGCCCACCAUUCACCGAGUGGUUGCACCUCCAGCUGAUCAAGCUCACUAUGAGCGUCUCGGCGUCUUCUUCUUUGGCCUCUUCAACGAUAACGUUCCUCUCGAGCCUCUAACCGACAGUCCGAUCGUCCAGAAGGCUCUAGGCGGCAAGGAUCUCUGGGCAGAGACCCGGGCAGCAGGCAAGAAGAUCCCCACUGCUGGCGAUUGGGAGCGCGAGCGUGUCCGUCGUUACGGCCAGGGAGGUGUGAAGAAGGGGGAGAAUGGAGAGGUGCACAAGCACGAGGAGUUUGCCGGUCAGAAGAUUUACGAGUACGGAGGACCUAGAGCUGGCGCUGCGCCAGCUCAGGCUGGCAUUUGA
Ceraceosorus bombacis is the source of this 1508-nucleotide messenger RNA. The record is from the annotation of a GenBank genome assembly. NCBI's taxonomy places the organism in Eukaryota, Fungi, Basidiomycota, Exobasidiomycetes, Ceraceosorales, Ceraceosoraceae.